UUGAGUAACUCGUCAACAUCCGGCGACACGUUUCCCCAAACAGCCUUAAUUCCCACAAGAUCUCCCUCUCCCUCUCUUUCUCUAUCUCUCUAUUCAAAUCCGAUUAUUGCAUUUUUUCCCCCAAAUCACCAUCCUACGUCUUUUUUGUUAUUUCACACGAUAUCCCAAUUCGAAAGCUAGUUAGUCAUCCAAGCAGAGGAGUACUUGAAAGCCCAGAUGGGGGAGGUGAGGAAGCUGCAGAAGAAGUUAAGGCAGAUUGAGAACCUGGAAAUAAAAAUCAGUCUCACACCAGAAGAAGAAUACAAGAUCUCCACGAAGGAGGAGCUGCGUCGCAGAUUGGCUGAGCUUCAGCUGCAGCUCUGUGGCCCGCAGCGAACUCUGGGGAUCCAGCAGGCAGACGGCGAGGAGUCAGAGAUGAAAAGACAUGUUGAGGACACCCCUGAGGCCCUUCCAUCACAAACGCCUCCGGCCUCAAAGAUCCUGAGGGGCGACGAUGCAAAGUGUAAAUGUGAAGCCGGGCCGACUCUGCCUGCCAUGCAGAGGACAACAACAGAAGGGGCGGUGAAGACGGCCCAGACGCAGGAAAGGACACAUAAUGUCACAGUGUCACGUCAUCGCAGGCGGGACAUGUCAGAAGGAUGUCCGGACCGUGACGACGACGAUGAUGAUGACGGGGGGCAGGAAGAUGAGUUCACGUCCCUAAAAACGAGUUGGCAGAAAGCAAAGUUCCGCUUGAGACUGUUGGAGGGUCACAAUGACAUCAUCACCUCGGUGGUUGCUGUUGACAACCUGGUGAUUUCUGGCAGCCGAGAUACCACCGUCAAAGUGUGGCACGUUCCCACAGCAACGGAGCACAAGAACCUUGGGGGUCACACUGGCGGGGUCACCUGCCUGUCUGCCCCUCCUCCUGAGUACUGCAAGAAGCUGGCCUGGUCACUGUCGUUGGCAGACAAGGAAAGGUUUAUUUUGAGCGGCUCGGCCGACUGCAAUGUCAAGAUCUGGGCCCUGGGCAUCGGGCAGUGUGUAAAGUCUCUCUACACUUUCAACGCGGUGACGGCACUCUGUUUUGUGCCUGAGGGAGAUGGCUACAUCAUCACUGGCUCAGACGGGGGCAAAGUUCAAGCCUGGAGCUGGCACACUUUGGACAACUGCCAGUCAAUCAGUGCACAUCAGGAAGCAGUCACCUCCAUCCAGUGUCAGGGGCCGCUUGUGUUCAGCGGUUCUGCCGAGGGUGAGGUGUCCGUGUGGGAGAACUGCUGCUCCGACCGAGACCCCUUGAGGCUUCUCCAUCGCUGGAGCGGCCAGGUGACGGGCUGUGGCGGAGGGCGUCUAACUCUCAGCCCCCGGGGGGACAGAGUACUACUGGCGUACGGUCAGGCGUGGAUCAAGAUCCUGGAUUGGAGGACGGGAACCGUAUCCAAGCUGACCAAUCACAGCAGCAUCACAGGCGUAACAGAUUGUGUCCACCAGACAUCCGGCCUCCUAAUUGGCUCCUGCUACGAUCUGGCCAAUGGAGAGAGCAUGCUAAAUUUAUUCUCUGUGCCUCAGUGUCGCUACCUGGCCUCUCUGACCUGGCAGCGAGCCCCCAGAAUGGUUUGCUUCGCGGCAUGGACCACAGGGAGCGGAGACCACCGUUGGGUCACGGGAGGGCGCGACCUCGUUGUGUGGGAGCAGAUCCCCAGCUCCGGGAAGCAGAGGGGGGACAUCACUGUGAGGAGAGACAGACGAUUAGAAUCGCCUCUGGAGUCCGAGGGGGACACGGAAAACGACGAGGAUACAGAUGAUGACGAACACCUUGAUGAUGAAGAAGAAGAAGACGGAAGACGGGGAGGUGGAGAAACUGAUGGCGAGGAUGGGGGGUCCGGCUCGUGGUUACGCUGCGUUCUCCAGUGAGGACAUGGAGACGAAAUAGACAGCGGAUUAAGAGCCUAUGCACACUUCUGUAAAUAUGAUUUUCACAUCAAAUAAAACUGUCAUAACCCCAAAGUUGCAUUUUUUAUAUUAUUCAUCACAUAUGAAUGCUGAAUUCUAUUUAUUAUUCAUUUCAUUUCAUUCAUUUUCUACCGCUUAUCCUCACGAGGGUCACAGGGGGUGCUGGAGCCUAUCCCAGCUG
This is a messenger RNA of Doryrhamphus excisus (bluestripe pipefish), 2113 nucleotides long. RefSeq lists its product as uncharacterized. Gene Ontology annotation, molecular function: protein binding. The record is from RefSeq and is a predicted model, not a curated record. NCBI's taxonomy places the organism in Eukaryota, Metazoa, Chordata, Actinopteri, Syngnathiformes, Syngnathidae.